GAGAGAUAAAGCUCGCCUACAGAGCUCACGAAGGCGGACACAGCGGUAAAUCACAGCAAGAGGAAAUGCACAGAGCCUGGGUUCUCCUCAUUGUAAUAGAAGAGGGAUUUGCCCUGGCGCAGAAAAUUAGAGAGACCCAAAAUGUGGGUGAAUCUCCGUCCAGCACUGAACAGUGCGGCCAGUGGACCCGAAAUAUCAAUGGAGGGCUAUUCACAUCUCCGAACUAUCCAAACUCAUAUCCACCCAACAAGGAGUGUGUGUACAUCCUAGAAGCUCUCCCUCGGCAGAGAAUUCAGCUGGCCUUUGACAAAACAUACUAUAUCGAGCCUUCCUUUGAGUGCCGCUUCGACCACAUUGAGAUAAGGGAUGGUCCCUUCGGUUUCUCGCCUCUUAUUGAUCGCUUCUGCGGGCCGAAGAGUCCAGGUGUGGUCACCUCCACGGGCCGCUUCAUGUGGAUCAAAUUCACCAGUGACGAGGAGCUUGAAGGCUUAGGCUUUCGUGUCAAAUACACUUUUAUAGCAGACCCAGAUUUUCAUUUGCACGUCGGUGGAUUGCUAAAUCCAAUUCCAGAUUGCCAGUUUGAGAUCAGUGGUUCAGACGGAGUCAUCCACUCCAGUCAGGUGGAAGAAGAGGAUAAGAUCAAAAAUGGAGACGCGUUGGACUGCAUCUGGACCAUCCGUGCUCCACCUCAGUCCAAGAUAUACCUCCGUUUCCUUGAGUACCAGAUGGAGCACUCGAACGAGUGCAAGAAGAACUUUGUGGCCGUGUAUGACGGCAGCAGCGCCAUUGAGAAUCUGAAAGCCAAGUUCUGCAGCACAGUGGCCAAUGACGUGAUGCUGGAUACUGGCGUGGGGGUUGUGCGCAUGUGGGCUGAUGAGAGCAGCAGACUGAGCCGUUUCCGAAUGCUCUUCACUUCAUUUGUGGAUCCUCCAUGCUCCAGCAGCACCUUUUUCUGUCACAGCAACAUGUGCAUCAACAACUCACUGGUCUGCAACGGCGUUCAGAACUGCGUUUACCCCUGGGAUGAGAACCACUGUAAGGAGAAAAAAUCCAAGGGACUGUUUCACCAGAUAACAAAGACACACGGCACAGUUAUCGGCAUCUCCGCUGGUGUGGUUCUAGUCUUGCUUAUCAUCUCCAUCCUGGUGCAAAUGAAGCAACCUCGUAAGAAAGUAGUGGCUCGUCGACCAGCCGUCUUCAACAAAGGCGGGUUCCAAGAGGUAUUCGAUCCUCCAAACUACGAGCUGUUCUCUCUACGUGACAAGGAGCUGUCGUCAGACCUGGCAGAGCUGUCGGAUGAGCUGGAUGGGUAUCAUAAGCUGCGGCGCUCCUCUACCAUGUCCCGGUGCAUCCACGAGCACCACUGUGGGACCCAGCCCUCCUCGGGUGGCAGCGUAAAGCAGAGCCGCACUACCCUCAGCUCCAUGGAGCUUUCCUACCACAACGAUUUCUCUAAGCCUCCGCCCAUGAAGACCUUCAACAGCAGCAACACCGGCACCUACAAGAAGAGCUGCUAUGGCUACAAACAGACUCACGACUGCGCUGAGCAGGUGAUCGAGGACCGGGUAAUGGAGGAAAUGCCCUGUGAAAUUUACGUGAGGGGUGGCAGCGUGGCAGGGGCUGCUGGCAGCAUCGGAAGCGGCUGCGGGAGCAUCACCAUCCGUAAUCAUGGCAAUGCUCGUGGUAACAACACCACCGUAGUGGACCCGGGACAGCGUUCCAUAUCAAUGGACUUCUGAGAUGAACCAGAGCCUGGACCAGCACUGACUGGGUGGUCCUGCAUUGCUGUUUUUAAUGCACCCGUCUCUGGUGCUAUAUAGAUGAGAAGGCUGUACACUGAGCAAAUGAACAGACUGUAUAAGGAGAAGCAGGUGAAAUGACACACAGCUGGCUAUUUUAAUCUCUGUAAAUUUCAAAUGAAAGAUAAACAGUAUGUAGGUUUUGUGUUGUUGCUUGGCAUUAACUCACUUUUUGCUUUGACUCUGCGGAUAACUGGAAUUACGCUUAAUGAAGAUGACAGCCGUUUUGGCGAACUCAAGUCGUUUAGUGAUUGAAACAAUCCCCAGCCUCAUUCUCACUAAGGAUGAUAAAUGAUGAUAACGUUUAAAUAUUUGUGAGAAAAUCAAAUUGCACACCAAAGCUGCUAUAUUGGCACAUGGAUAAGGUUUUCAGAAUGAUAAAUGUGCUUGUUGAAUGCGCAAACAUUUGAUGGUAUUUUUAUCAGUUGAUAUCUGCUGAAGAGCUUAGAAAAUGUGUAAAGGUGAAGAUCUGCUGCAGUGCGAUGCGUUUCAAAUGUGUGUCCUGUAUUGAACUGUAGUGGGCAAUGAUGCAACUAUAAAGAAAAAAUAGGUAUACUUAAGCAUUCACUUAUAAGGUAAAAUAGGACAGUGUUUCUCAACCACGCUCCACCAGGACCACUAGCUCUGCACAUUUUCCAUGCCUUCUUAACCAAACACACCUGAUUCAGAUCAUCAGCUCAUUAGCAAAGACUGAAAGACCUGUAAUUGGUGUGACAGACAAAGAAGACAUCUAAAACAUGCAGUGUUGGUGGUCCUUCAGAAAUAUGGUUAAGAAGCACUGGAAUAGAAUAUAUAAGAAAUUGUUCAAUCAGUCAACCAACUUUAUUUACAGUUAAAGUCAGAAUUAUUAAACCCCCUAAACUAUUAGCCCCCUGUUUAUUUUUUUUUUUUCCAAUUUCUG
Molecule: messenger RNA, 2700 nt
Organism: Danio rerio (zebrafish)
Lineage: Eukaryota; Metazoa; Chordata; Actinopteri; Cypriniformes; Danionidae
Source: RefSeq, a predicted model, not a curated record